Molecule: messenger RNA, 1427 nt
Organism: Balaenoptera ricei (Rice's whale)
Lineage: Eukaryota; Metazoa; Chordata; Mammalia; Artiodactyla; Balaenopteridae
Gene: CBY1
Product: chibby 1, beta catenin antagonist
Exons: 5
Coding region: 318-842 (174 amino acids)
Biological process (GO): negative regulation of Wnt signaling pathway
Cellular component (GO): nucleus
Source: RefSeq, a predicted model, not a curated record
UUCAUCUUGUCUAUCUUUCUGUGAAUGUGGUUUUUGUUCCACAGGCUGCAGGAUUGUAGUUCUUCUUGCUUCUGCUGUCUGCCCUCAUCUGGUGGAUGAGGCUAAGAGGCUUGUGCAAGUUUCGUGAUGGGAGGGACUGGUGGUGGGUAGAGCUGACUGUUGCUCUGGUGGGCAGAGCUCAGCAAAACUUUAAUCUGCUUGGCUGCUGAUGGGUGGGCCAGCGUUCCCUCCCUGUUGGUUGUUUGGCCCGAGGCAACCCAACACUGGAGGCUACCUGGGCUCUUUGGUGGGGCUAAUGGAGGACUCUGGGAGGGCUCAUGCCAAGGAGUACUCCCCAGAACUUCUGCUGCCAGUGUCCUUGUCCCCACAGUGAGCCACAGCCACCCCCCGCCUCUGCAGGAGACCCUCCAACACUAGCAGGAGAAGGGAGCAUUGACCUUUCCUUCAUCAGGCCAAAGAUGCCUCUCUUUGGGAGUACAUUCAGUCCGAAGAAGACGCCCCCUCGGAAGUCUGCGUCUCUCUCCAACCUGCAUAAUUUGGAUCGGUCGACCCGGGAGGUGGAGCUGGGCCUUGACUAUGGAAUGCCCACCAUGAACCUGGCUGGGCAGAGCCUGAAGUUUGAAAACGGCCAGUGGAUAGCAGAGACAGGGAUUAGCGGAGGCGUGGACCGGAGGGAGGCCCAGCGCCUCCGGAGGCGGAACCAGCAGCUGGAGGAAGAGAACAAUCUCUUGCGGCUGAAGGUGGACAUCCUGCUGGACAUGCUCUCUGAGACCACCGCCGAAUCCCACUUAAUGGAGAAGGAGCUGGAUGAACUGAAGAGUGUCAGCCGGCGGAGAAAAUGAAGACCCCAAAGACACCCGUUAGGAGCACAGGGGGAAACCCAUUCAUCAGAAGAGGAGGAUGUGGCUGAGGGAAUUUUUAACCAAACUAGUGGAUUAGGUCCUGGGAGAGUAUCAUAUAAUGGGGCCAAAGGCACUGGCCCCCUUAGGUCGACAGUAGGAAGGUGACAGCGUAGUGGAUUCCAGGCCAGUCCUGUGCUUCACAGCAUAAGGAGGCCUCCUCAGGGAGGUCUGGGGUGACGGAGGCCUUUGGGUGUUCUCCAGUCACUUAACACACAAAUGCCCGCAGCCCAGGCUCACCCUCAUCGGACGGAGUUCGUCGUAUCAUCCCCUCACACUGUUGUGUGUGGUGCGGCAUCAGGUGUACAGAGCCUUGUUGUUAGGGGUCUCAGAUAAGGAGCCCUCCUGGUUCUCUGCCCUUCAGGCCACUCUCUCCCUCCUUUAAAGAACACGCGUUCCCCAAAUCCACAGCCUCCUCUGGCUUCAGCUUCUCAGCAGCAAGCACCGACCUCCCACGGCAACACUAUAUUUUUGUGCUACUUUCCUGUUUACCGUACUUUUUUAAAUUAAAUGAUGUUCUGUAAUCUC